UCCGGUGUAAACAAUAAACUAAAUUUAUGAGGAAGAUUAAUGCUAUAUUGGUUCGUUUGGUUGUAUUUCAAUAACUCUUGUUCAGAUGAAUACUGAAUUAUUGCUAGAGACUACCAAUGGAGGCCAAAUAAGCAGCAAUGCGAAAAAGACAUUGAAAGGAGGGAAAACUAAAAGUAGACCAGUAACUGAAAGUGAAAGUAGCACUGCCACUACUAACCAUACUUUAGAAUCAGUGCCAGCAGCUCCAAAGAAUGUUUCUAAAAGAUUAUGGGAGAAAUUUAAAUUGCUUGAGAAAAGAACCGAUGAAGCCACCAAACAUUCUACAGAGAAGAGAAUUAAAGAUUUACAGAAGAAGGUCCUAACAAAAGUUACGGAAGAAAUUCAGGAUGAUGCUGGUAAAGUUAUUCUACAGAAAUAUGACGUUAAAUUUGGCCCAAGUAUAAAAGAUUCACCGAUAAAACAACAAGUAGAUAAGACGGGGAGUUGUACGUCAGGUGAUAAUGAGGACCAAUGGAACGAGGUAAAACAAUUACUGGACGUCAAUAAACAUUUAGAAGUUGGAACAGGAUUACAUCGUGAUAAGACCGAGUUUGAGAAGAAAAUUGAUGAAGCUGUAAAUCGUGGUGAUAUUCAAACAGCGGAGGAAUUGAGUGACAGAUUAGCUAAUAGACAGUUUGGUAAGAAAAUAUCAGAUGCCGUUGAAGCAAGAGACUAUUUAAAACGAAAGAAGAUAGAAGACGAAUCCAUUAAACAAAAGAAAAAGAAAAAACUACAUUGGGGAUUUCAAGAGAAAGAAAGAUGGGAAACCAAGGGUAACAUGUAGAUAGGAACAUCAAGUCGUAUUGUUACACUCAGGGUUCAGUGGUGGAAACCAAGGGUUAGCGUAAAGAGAAAGACGAGAACAUCCAGUUAUAAUAUUGUUACACAUGGUGGAAAAAAACACAGACGUCGCAUGAUAAAGUAAUACAACUUGAAGAAACGCGUGCCGAAUGGAAUGAAUAGCUGACGAUUGACGACAAGACAGAAUGGCGGAACACAAAUGACUUGUUGCUAUUAUCUAGAACAUUAUUCCUGUCACGUCGACUAUGAUUAAUUCUUAUUCCGUGCAUGAUCCAAUGAAAUGAUUUUUGUUAUGGGACUAAUUUACGGCCUGACGUAUUACGUGAUAAAAGCACCAAUUCAUGUACAGCUGAACAUUAAUUUCAAUAAUUCAAUAUAUUGAUCGCUAUAUGUAAAUUUUAAUGACGAUAUUUAUAAAUUAUCACCCAAUAAUACAUUCUACAGUAGAUAUCGCUUGUGUGAUAAAUUCCAUAAUAUACUGUGAUAUCUCCCCGAGGAGAUAUCGCUUUACAUGAAUUUGACUGGUCAGUUAAAACGGAACUACUUUUUUGUAUUUUGUAUUUUAUUAAAAGUCACCGCUAUGUUAUCAAAAAUAAACUAUUUUUAUUUAAUUUACCUUGAUGGAAACACUGGGUCAAUAUAAAGUACUUUGCAAUGGUUGAAUUGCUGCCAAAAAAUGAUUUAUUACUACGCCGUAAUGUAAUCAGGUUCAGUAAAAGUGAAAUUUAUAGCAAAGAAUUAUAUUUAUUUAUUUGUGCAUAUAUAUAGCAAAGAAUUAUAUUUAUUCAUUUGUGCAUGUAAGAAAGGAUUGGGUGAUAAAUAAAAUCUCCUACACGUCUUUUUUGAUAUCAAAAUAUCAACACUCGUUGAUAAAGUAAAAGAAAAACUCGACAGAGCCUCAUUUUUUUUUUACUUUAUCGACUUGUGUUGACAUGUUUUGUUAUCAAAAAAGACGAGUAGGAGAUUCCCUAUUCGUCAGAUAUCCUCUCACAGUCUCAUAACAACUUGGAAGGAAUUAUCAGUGAGCAAAAAUUCGCCCGUGUAUCUGUUAUCACUCUUCACUUCAGUCAGUUAUAUAGAAGGAUAACUCAUGUUUUCCGUUUGCUUUCGUCACUUUCGUUUGUUUGGAAUGUGUUUAACGAGAUCUAUUAUGUGAUACUGGCUGACACCAAUAUUGUCCUUAAACCUUAGGUAUUGCCAUUUCUUCAAUAAUAUUCUAAUUGAAGCGUGACCUUACAAUGAUUCAAUUACUUGCAUCUCAGAUAAAUCCACCUGCGCGCUGUAUCAUACGGUCUGUCAUUGAGUCAACCGGCGGUGUUUCGAUUCCCCGGUUGUACGUGACAAGGAGUAGGGUCGCCUGUCCAACCUCGUGGUUUUUCCUCCCACUGCUAAAGACCCCUACGCGCAAGCGAAGUAUUGAAAAAAAAUUGAACCGUGUGUUAGUCCCGAAAUGACCUAGUUUGUGUAGUGUGGACGUUAAACUCCAUUUUUCUCAGGGACCUCGGGUUUCCUCCCACUGCUAAAGGCCGCUACUUGCAAGCGAAAUAUUGAUAUAAAAUUGAGCCAUGUGUUAUCUCUCUCUCUCUCUUAAAAGUACCAUUUAUAAUUUAAUAUCAAUCAAUAUAUCUGGUUUUUAUCUUACCUUGAAAAUAUGGGAACCUAAUAUUGAGUAAUUCAUACAAAUGGAUAUUUUAAAAUCAAUACACGGUGUUGUGUAUUCUAUGUUUUCGAGCGCCAUUUGUAAUGAACAAAGAAAAUACAUAUCCUACAAGACAAUGUGGAAGUAAUGACCGUUUCACAAACGACAACACGAUAAUAAACAAGCGUAUAGAAUGGACUAAUCAGAGGUAAACGACUGUCGAUCAAUUGAGAAUGUUCCCGUAUUUCACCGACCGUCUUCAUUAGCCCAGUUCGGAGCAGAACAGUAGGACGUUAAACCCCAUUUCAUUUCAUGUAUUUCACCGAACAUAAUUGAUUAGAAACCACAAUAAUUUGUGUUAAAAAAUUGAAUAUAAAUCAUUUUAUAUGCAUCCAUAUUACAUUUAUAUGUGCUUUUAGACUCAUUUUAGUCUAUAUUGGGGUUCCAAAGAAUAUAGAGCGAUGACCAUUGAAUCUUGUCAAAUGUAUAAAGACCUUAGAUCACAACUUAUACAAUGGAUCGACCCAUCCAAUCUGAUUAAAAUACAGAUCUAUAUUUCGUUUCGGUUUUUUAUACUUUCGAUGGCCUACACUACAUGUAGGUCUGACCGGUUGUAGCGAUGGGUCACGUCAGGGGUCAUACGAGCGACCUUUAACCCUAUGACGUUAGACAUUUGAUUAACCAAUCGACAUUGAUGUUACUAGUGGAUUACCCACAGUUCCAUGCAAAACACGCCUAAAGCUCGCCGUAACAGACCGUUUCAUUGGCUAAUACCUCACACCACUUAGAACACGUCAAUGAUAACAACUCUUCCAGAUCCUAGUGUAGUAAAGACCAUAGAUAUCCUAUGGUAAAGCCAAGUAAAAAGAAAAUUUUGAACAAUAAAAACGAAACGAAAUAGGAAUGUGUUUUAAUCAGAAUGCGACCCUUCCUAUUGUAAUAACAUUUUCUUGUAUAUAAAAGCUAUGUCGGAUAUAAACAUUGUAAAUAAUGUAGCAGAAUAUAUAUUUAAGGCUAACAGCAUAAGAUCUAGUUAUCUGUUGUAUUAUCAUUAUGUUUUAUAUAGUUGAUAUAUUAUACUGCACUACUGUUGACCAGACCCCAAAUUCACAAAACAUUCUGAUACCUAAGUUAAGAAUUUACUCAAAAUUAUUCGCCUUAUUUUAACUAAACUAUAGGCCUUUAUAACACUUUUUUUGUUUUAAUAUAUCAAAUACAUCAAUGAGAAACUAUGUGCACAUUUUCUGUGUUUCUGAAUUAAAAAUAUUUCUCAUAAACCGUGAUUGAAAGUUAAGUGAAUUCUUACCUUAAGUCUUGGAAUGCUUUGAGAACUCGGGGCCAGAUUUCUUAAAUACUAAAUCAAGAUUUGAUUUGAUUGGAAUAUUGCAAUUCUGGCCAUA
This is a messenger RNA of Patella vulgata (common limpet), 3879 nucleotides long. RefSeq names its product protein FAM204A. Bases 86 to 823 code for a protein of 245 amino acids. NCBI's taxonomy places the organism in Eukaryota, Metazoa, Mollusca, Gastropoda, Patellidae. The record is from RefSeq and is a predicted model, not a curated record. The transcript has 7 exons.